UUUUUUAAUCAUUCAUAAUAUUCUGAUAUCAGCUGGCAAAAAAGGAAUUUUCCUUUGCCAUACGAAGCAUGGAUAUUUCAAUUAUUUUAACACUUGUGAAAAUUAGGAAAACACAGCUAUAUUGGUUCGGAAUCUGGCGAACGGUUUUUUUUUUUUCAUUUUUACUAUCGUAUCACAUUUUUAUAAACGUGAACGAGGCAAUUGUGGAGUGAACAAAGUCCAUCUCAACAUAUCGAACACCCUUCAUAGUUUCUUGACCAUAAAUGUCACAAUUCAUGAAGCAGUGAAAAAAAAAAAGAAUCAACAGAAAUUACUCUUGAAAACUGAUUUUGGCAGACCAUAAGAUGACUCUAGGACGUGUCAAAAUUCACAAGUCACCAUUACUAAUGACUGAAAACCGAAAAUAAAGUCUCCAACAAUAGUGAAAAAUCGUAUAAUAAAUAUUCUGAGAUAUGGGUGACCAUGCCAGAGGAGAUUGUAAAAAGGCAAUCUGCAGUUCUGAGGAAGAAGAACUUCAACAGGAAGUCUACAACAGUUUUGUACACAUCGCUCCUGUAACAUAUGCUAUGAUGGCGCACCUAGACAUCAAUGAGAAGAGAUUUCCUGUACCAGGAACAUCCGGAGAAGCACCAGCACUGCCAAUGCCACCGAUAGCCGACGAUACUGACCGUCAAUUUUGGGCCGAAGACGAAAUGAGUGGUUCCGAAUCAAGGCUGUGUUUGGUUUGCAAGCAGAGGAGGAGACGGAGUGUGGCGUACAGAAAUCGAGUGGCUGUUCGUAAAAGAAGCAGAUCUCUUCUGUGUCAAUCAUCCAGUUCUAAUUCUGAUCCGGCCAUUCGUAUGAAAAUCAUGUCACCGAUCGGUUACGGUGCACAUAGAAGACGGAGAUGCAAUCAAGAACAAGGUUCACCCUUGACUAAAAAAUCCAGAGACCUAAGCAACGGACCAACCGUUAGGGCUUCCGCGUCGAGACCACCUCUCGAUGUAAAAGUCAUUGGCUGUAAUCUACUGUCUGGAUUACAGUGUCAAAAUUCUAGAAGACAAAUGAAAACCCUGGGCACUUCGGUAUUGCAAAGUAAAGCCAGAAGGCGCAGGAGUCAAACACCGUCAUCUUGUCCUCAUGCUCAUAACGUGCCUUCAACGACAGAGUCGAUAGAUAUCGAUCAAUAUGAGGAGCAAAAAUUUUUACCACCGUCAAAAUCAAAGCGCAAGUAAAAUUGGAGAAAUCCUAACAACGAGAAGCUGAG
Messenger RNA from Diprion similis, 1246 nucleotides. RefSeq lists its product as uncharacterized. The record is from RefSeq and is a predicted model, not a curated record. Bases 453 to 1214 code for a protein of 253 amino acids. Lineage: Eukaryota; Metazoa; Arthropoda; Insecta; Hymenoptera; Diprionidae. The transcript is spliced from 3 exons.